AAAUUCAUAAGCAUUCGAGCAAAUUAACAAGAUAGCGUUGAGAAAGGUGAUAUCUGAAAAAAUGUCGGGAAAUGGUGCAUCGAGUUCAUCAUUGAACAUGAUAUCAGGUGAAGACGUGGUUAACAAUAACUUGAGUGCGCUGGUUGUUGAUGAUAGUCCACUUCUGCGAUUGCUCCAUGAUAUACAUCUUAAGAAGUAUGGACUAAAGGUUCAAGUUGCUGAAAAUGGGAAAGUUGCUGUCGAUCUUUUCCAUUUGGGAGCUUCUUUCGAUCUCGUUCUAAUGGACAAGGAAAUGCCUGUCAUGAAUGGUGUUGAGGCUACUAAGGAGCUGAGAGCUAUGGGGGUGACUAGCAUGAUCGUUGGUGUAACUUCAAAAGACGGACCGGGUGAGCAGCAAGCUUUCAUGGAGGCAGGCUUGGAUUAUUGCUUUGAAAAACCUUUGACUCCUGAGAUCAUCAGUUUUCUUCUGGAAGAGCUCAACAAGCACAACAACAAGAAUUAA
This is a messenger RNA of Gossypium raimondii (Peruvian cotton), 502 nucleotides long. RefSeq names its product two-component response regulator 24. The record is from RefSeq and is a predicted model, not a curated record. The transcript has 3 exons. NCBI's taxonomy places the organism in Eukaryota, Viridiplantae, Streptophyta, Magnoliopsida, Malvales, Malvaceae. Bases 62 to 502 code for a protein of 146 amino acids. Gene Ontology annotation, biological process: phosphorelay signal transduction system.